AUGUGUGGCUCAGUUCCAAUUCCGACUGGUCCUUUUGCAAUUCUCUUCUUUCCAAUUUUGAUGGCAGCAAGUUCGUUGGAUAGAAUGCACUACAAAGCCAUAGAUAUGAAGCGUCGAAUCCGACAACAUAAUAAAAACCUCGAUGAAGGUAUCAGAACCAAAAGAAAACAAUUUAAAGAAGAAUUGAAGGAAAGAAUUUUGUACAGAAAGCAAUACAAGGCUGAGAAAUCAUUGAUGGGAAAGAUGAAGAUUAGUGAAGGAAUGGUGCAGGAAAAAGAAGAUCAAUCAAAUCAGAGCAUCAUUUCAACCGAAGAUGCCAUCUUGUAUUUGCAGAGAUCAGUAGUAAGAAUUUCUUCGAAUAAGUUUGAAAAGGCAUUGCAAGACAUCAAACUUGCUAUUUAUUUGGACUAUACUUUGAAGGAAACUUAUGUAGUUCAAUAUUUCGAAGGUUUCAUUCUGUACAUGCUUGGUGAUUAUUUGGAAUCAGCUCAUGCAUUCAAAAGUGCUAUUGAAUUCAAAGAAGAUCAAGAUGAAAAAUCAAUUUUAUUGGAAAAGAAAAUAUUCGAAAUUCAACAUGAAAUGAAACAUCGAUCAGAGAAGGUUAUUGAGAAUUUGACUGAAAUUCACGAACAAACAAAGACCUAUUUCAAGUCAGCUCACAAAAAACUCUUGGGUAAAUUGGGAAUGAAUUCUCAUCAACAAGAGGAAAAUAUUGAACCAACUUCAAACCAACAACACUCUUCGAUGAUUUCUCUUGAAGAAUUGUAUUAUAGAGCUGGUAUUUCUUAUUAUUUCUCCACGUAUUACCAUGACUCUAUCAAAUAUUACUCAAAGGCUAUUGAAAUGGGUGAAAGCAACUCAAACAUUUACCAUUACAUUUUCAAUAGAGGUCUUUCCUAUUUCUACAGUCAUGAAGUUGAUUUGGCACUGCAAGACUUUUUACAUGCUCAAACAUUGAACGAAACCGAUGAAGUCUACAAGAUGUUGGCCUAUGCUUAUGGGAGAAAAGGAAUGGAAAAGGAAAAAUCAGAAAAUCUCAAAAAGGCCCAACGAAUGAAUCCUAACACAAAUAUUGUAUCAUGUUUUAUUUAUCGUCUAUUGGAUGAUAAUUGUACAGAAUUAAUAUUCUCAUUCUUACCAGUUCAUAACAGAGUUUUACUAUCAAGGACUGGAAAGUAUUGGAGAGAAAUUGCAAUGAGAAGUAUUGCCAAUGAGGAAGUUUUCAAAAUAUCACUGUAUAGUAUAUUCAAUAAUGUAGAUAUGCAUUUAAAGAAGGUAAACACCACUACUCUUAAGGGAAAACUCUUUAUGCCAACCCAAUACAGGGUACAUGUUAUGGACCUUGUUGAGAAAGCACUUGGUGCCUCAGCUUACCAAUAUUUCCUUGAGAAACCAGCCAAGAAAAUUGAUUGUUACAUGGCAACACCGGCUGGUAGCAUUUAUGAGUACAUGACAUUUAAUUCGAAUGGUCUUUCCUUCUUUAAACAAGUAGACUGUUUAAAUAUUGCACAAAACGCUUUGAGAGAUGAAGUGAUUCAAGUUCUCACAAGCGAGAGUCCAAACUUGAAGGAGCUCACAAUUAGAACUGGAUCAUAUGUUUACAAUGACAUUUCUAUUCUUCGAUCCAUUGCAAAUUUUACAAAUCUCAAAAAAUUAGCUUGGCACUUUGACUUUUCCACAGAUCAGUCUUCCUCAAAUAUUCUUACAGAACUUGUUCUCCCACCAAGCUUGGAAGUCUUUGAAUACGCUACAGAAUGUACAAGUCUAAUUGAGCAAUUCGUAGCUCCAUCCUAUCCUAAUGUUCACUUUGUUCCAAUUGAAAAUACUAUGGAAAUUGCUAAACAGUAUUGUGAAGUGUUCGAAGAUUGUGAAUUGCAAUAA
Naegleria gruberi is the source of this 1881-nucleotide messenger RNA. RefSeq names its product TPR domain-containing protein. Bases 1 to 1881 code for a protein of 626 amino acids. The transcript has a single exon. The record is from RefSeq and is a predicted model, not a curated record. Lineage: Eukaryota; Heterolobosea; Eutetramitea; Acrasida; Naegleriidae. Gene Ontology annotation, molecular function: protein binding.